AUGUCAUCUACACCUACAUUAAUCGGUAUGCCCGAACCGCCAUCGACUGUCGAUACUCCAACCGAUGCACCAGGAACUCCCAACUCAACAACCACAUCCCUCUCCGCUCUCUCCACAACCGCCAUCAAAGAUGGACAUCGCGGCUCUGCCCACCCUACCGCAAGUUCUCACCACCAACACACCCUCUCUAGCAAUACUCUCGAAGCACAACGCGCGGAUCGAAUUUCCCGUCUGGCAGGACUUGAACGAGUCACCACCGCGACCCCUCAAAACCCCAGCGGUAAUACUUCUGUCCCCACAACCGGUCAGAUCCCGGGCUAUUUCGAUCAAGCCGGAAACCCCGUCUAUACAACUCGCAUGUCUACCGUCGGUUCCGCAUCAGCAACCGGAUCUCUCACCGGUCGAACAACCACAUGGGCAUCCAAUAGCACGAAGGGACAAACGGAAGCCGAUGAUGAUGAAAUGAGCAUGGAUAACAACUUCCGGGAAAUUGAUGAUCGGGAUCGAUUUUCCGCAUCUGCUAUGGAUGAAGAAGGCAAUGAGGAUGGAAUGAGCGACGAUACGAGCUUAGUCGGUUUUGGCGAAGGAGCCGGAAGUACCGUCAGCGGACCAAUAUACAGCCGGAGUAAUCUUCUCGCGAGCCCCCUCACCGUAGGAAAAAGCGGUCUAGCAAAAGAAGUCUCAAGCAGCAAUCCCGGAACCCCCGUCAGCGCAUCGACAUCGACAACCACCGAGCAACAGAAACGCGAUGCGAGAAUGCUAGAUGGAAUCACUGAUGAUAACACAAGUGGAUAUGUAGACACGGCUGCGCGGGGUCAAGGGGUAGGAAUUGCCGGAAAUCGCAAUUCGACCGGUUCGGGAUUGGGUACGGGAGUGGGUGCCGAAGCUGCCGAAAAGAUUCUGAAAGAGAGAAUUGAGGAUAGUCCUUCUGCGGCGAGUAGACCACCGCUUGGUAGUCCCGAUCAAGCUGGUCUUGGAAAGUUCUACUUCGAGGAAAAGAAAUGA
Molecule: messenger RNA, 1005 nt
Organism: Botrytis byssoidea
Lineage: Eukaryota; Fungi; Ascomycota; Leotiomycetes; Helotiales; Sclerotiniaceae
Exons: 2
Coding region: 1-1005 (334 amino acids)
Source: RefSeq, a predicted model, not a curated record